AUGUUCACAAACAAAUCCGCUGCAAGAUCGCAGGAGAAGGAGACACAGGUUGAGGAGAUGCAGACCAUGCCUCUUGACGACGAGUUCCUCCACGUCGACUUCCUCACGCACGCGCAUACAAUCGCUACAAAUGGCGAUAGGCCUCGCGACGCGCACACAGCGGACUUAGUCACCUCUCUGCUAGCCGUCGCCCGCCUCUCUGCUCGUAUCGCCUGUGAGCUCACCUGGGACCAGAUCAGCGCGGACAACAAGGGGAUACUGAUUGCGCGCCGCGACAUGAGUCGCAUCAUCCGAGACUACGACACUCAGAUGGAGCGCACUAUUGCAGGUGGCGAAGCUCGCCACCUGCACGUCCACGGUCCUAUGCCAGCCCCGGCCGUGCUCAACAUGUCCCAGCUCAUCGACAGCGGGGCUUCCUCUGUGGAGACUGUGUCUCACUGGACUACGGAGCCUAUGACCAAGCUGCUCAAGGACGCCCUCUUUGACCGUCUCAAGGUGCCACUGUUCACGCUGCUCAAGGAGUCUCUGCACGACCCGCUGCUCAAAGCUCUCACUGCCGAUCUGUACUCUGACCUCUUGGGCCAACUGCGAGCUCUGCUUCAGGAAGGCCUGGCCGAACCUCUCGUGGCCAGCGUGGCUCCUCGUGUGGUAGAGAAGGCGAAGGCCGACAUGGACUCGCUUAUGAGAGACUACCGGACGGAGGUUGGACACGAAGCGGAUGCGCUAGAAAAGCGGGAGCGCAUGCUGAAGUCGCGCGAGAUGGCCCUCGCGCGUGAGGCGGAUCGAGGCUGCGACUGCCCAGUCGACCACGACUUCAACUGCAACAACACCAGCGACCACGACCGCACCCUCGAGCGUGACGUCUCCAACACCUUUUACCGCGAAGUUGCCCUGGACGUAGUCCGCGACCGUAAAGCGAGCAGCGGAGGCCGCGUCGCCCGCAUUGCCAACUCACAGCAGGUUCAAAACGGGGCCGGCGGUUCGCGCGGGACGAGGGACGAGAACGACGCACACGCGCGCGAUCGCAGCAAGCGCACACGCACAAACUGA
Molecule: messenger RNA, 1050 nt
Organism: Trametes versicolor FP-101664 SS1
Lineage: Eukaryota; Fungi; Basidiomycota; Agaricomycetes; Polyporales; Polyporaceae
Exons: 2
Coding region: 1-1050 (349 amino acids)
Source: RefSeq, a predicted model, not a curated record